AUGCCACUUCGGACAUCCUUGUACAGAAAACCAUCCUCUGCUCGUUGGUCCAGCAGAAACUCAAAACGCAGAGAGGUGCUGUCUGUCAAUAUGAUCAGUCUACCACUGGCUGAUUUCCGCCACAUCUCACAUAUUGGAAACGAUGCUCAUGCAGACAGCUUUGGAGACCUGUCCUUCCUAAAGAUGGGCCACAGUCUGCUUCUGCAAAGCUCCCAGAGUGAGCAGAACCUCUUUCUGGCCUGCACUCCACCACCCAAACCCCCUCGUCUGAAUUUGGAUGAGGCAGAUGGUUCAGAGAGUCCUGACUGGUCAGUGGGCCAUCAGCACAAUGCCUCACAGAAGAGGAAGAAAUGCAGUUCUAUGCCACUGCUCGAUGACAACGGAGAUAUGGAAAAGGAGGAUGGGUACCAAAGAGGGAAUCAGACUCACAGCUUUGGACGGGGCAGCCUGAGUUCAGACAGGGAUGGAGACUCCACUGUAACCUGUGACAAACCUGCUGGACAGCAAAGGGAGGAGGACAGUGGUUUUUCCUUUAGCCUUGACCUGGGUCCUUCAAUCCUGGAUGAUGUUCUCCAGGUGAUGGACAAACUCCAACAAUAA
Scomber scombrus (Atlantic mackerel) is the source of this 600-nucleotide messenger RNA. RefSeq names its product cdc42 effector protein 3. The transcript has a single exon. Lineage: Eukaryota; Metazoa; Chordata; Actinopteri; Scombriformes; Scombridae. Bases 1 to 600 code for a protein of 199 amino acids. The record is from RefSeq and is a predicted model, not a curated record.